Molecule: messenger RNA, 2610 nt
Organism: Rattus norvegicus (Norway rat)
Lineage: Eukaryota; Metazoa; Chordata; Mammalia; Rodentia; Muridae
Gene: Ypel5
Product: yippee-like 5
Molecular function (GO): zinc ion binding
Source: RefSeq, a predicted model, not a curated record
CGUGCUCAGGUGUCUGGGCUUUGGGCCGUGCCCGCCUCGGAGCCAGCCCCUACCACGCUGCCCACCGGACCCUGGGUGUGGGGGACACUGCUCGGGAGCCCACGGGUGCUGAGCGCCCGGGAGCCCGCGCCUGCCCAGCUGUUCCGCCUGUGUUUGUUGUGCCGAGGAGGCCCCGCCGCCGCCGCGCGCUCCGCCUUGCGCCGGGCGAUUGGCUGGCGGGCGUCACGUGGGCGCGAUCAGCUGGGCCGGCUGCGGGCGGUCGGCCUGGCUCUGACCCCCGCCGCUGCUUGGUGAGCCGACCGGGAGGCUCGUCCCUGCUGGCGUUGGGUAGGCACACUCCUGCACACCCCUUUAAUCCACGCUGCUAUCUAGGCAGAGAGAAGAGACUGAAAACCAAAUAUACAGCCAUGUUUCCACGUGAAUCCAUUAUAGCAGAAUCAGAAUAUGCUACUUCUGGAAGGGGCAGAGUUUUGUAACCCUUCCUGUGCUAGAACCAGUUUCUGUUUCUCUGAGAAAGACAUCUAAAGUGAAGAGCUUUUCCCCUACCUAUCUCAGUGUGCUGUAAGCAGGAUAACCUUUCUUGGUUUUUAGAACUUCAGCUAUCAAAAUGGGCAGAAUCUUUCUUGAUCAUAUCGGUGGUACCCGUCUGUUUUCUUGUGCAAACUGUGAUACAAUCCUGACCAAUCGCUCAGAACUCAUCUCUACUCGGUUCACAGGCGCCACUGGUAGAGCAUUUCUUUUUAACAAGGUAGUUAACUUGCAGUACAGUGAAGUUCAAGAUCGGGUCAUGCUCACUGGCCGCCACAUGGUUCGAGAUGUGAGCUGCAAAAACUGCAAUAGCAAACUGGGAUGGAUCUAUGAGUUUGCUACUGAAGACAGCCAGCGUUAUAAGGAAGGCCGUGUGAUCCUGGAACGUGCACUAGUUCGAGAGAGUGAAGGCUUUGAGGAGCAUGUACCAUCUGAUAACUCUUGAAGAAAAAAGAUAAACCCAUCUUUUCCCAGGUCUCCUUCACUGAAAACAAAAAUCUCCUUACAUACACUGUCACCUUAGCAUCAGAGUCGGAUUCAUGAACUGCGGAACAAGAGGUUGUGAGCAUCUAAGAUGGAAACUUUCUUCUUUCUUCUUUUGUUUUGUUUUUUUUAAUUUUGUAUUUUCCAUCCAACAGCAGUUUGUAGAGAGAAUUUUAUGCAUAUGCCAUUAAUUUUUUCCCUGUGUUUACAUCUUGAGGCAGAUUUGCAACUACAUGGUGGGCUAUGUAAGGGAAAAAAUUGGGGUCCUUAGAGUGAAAAGGAGUGUUUUGUGUACAUUUUGAGUGGAGAAUAUGUCAAGAGCAUGGUUUUUAAAUUUAUUUGGGCUUCAUUUAAAAUUUUCUUUUUAACCCAGUUAUUUCACUUAAUUUGCUAGCUUCAAGAAGAGAUCCGAAUCUGUGCCCAGCGCUGGAGGCUCAGUGUUAGCGUGGCUUGUGCUGGCCAGUGUGCCAUAUUCUUGUUGGAGAGGAACUGUAGCACCAGAACCCAUUCUUCCUUGUCAGUCUUGACCCACAGAUGUCACCAUCCCUAGUUCCUUGUCACCACGUACUUGGUGUUGAUUGGAAACUUUCUGAAAUGGGGCAGAACUGCUUGGUUGUCUUUUCCCAUGUAACUUAAGCAUAGUAAUAUAAAUAAAGUGGUAGUUGGAUGUUUUGGUCCUGUGUUACUUUUAAAAAUACCUAAUAAGAGAGCAAACGUUUGAUAAGUGAUUUUCUUAGUAGUUAAAGUGAUUCUUCUCAGUCUUAGGCUGUCCUGACUAUGUAUAAGGUUUUUGUGUAGGUGAAAACACACUGUUUAAACAGUGUUGUGUUUGGAAAACAGUUGAGCAAAAUGUCAGUGUGCGUGCUUCCCUGCACCGUCAAUCUGCCCCUGUUCUGAAGGGGGAAAUGAACAACUUACCUAAAACUACUGUUUGGCCAAGGGUCUCCGCCUCCCCACAUUCGUGAUUGGCUUUGUUUGACAAGUCUGUAGCGCUAAUACUUCAUCAAAGGACCGGGUCUCUGCUUAGGUCAUUAUUUCACAUCUUUCCUUAGAAGUUCAGCUACUGCAUUUCAGCUGGACCCGAUACCACCCCCUAUUGGAAAGAGGUCAGAUUGGACUCAAUUUCAGCCCUAAAUUUAUGACAUUACAAAGUAUUAGAAUAUGCUUCUUUAUCCAAACUGUUUCUAGGCAAACUGAUCCUUGCUUUUGGUGAAUUAGACAGGACAGGGAAAUCAGCUAGUUAUACAAAUGAGUAGAUGGAUAUAUGUCUGCUCAGUUUCCAAGUCAUCUAUGAAGGAAAUUUGCCUGAGUUGAACAAGUGACACUGUCAUUGGCACUAAUGUGAUUUGUGCUUACAGUCAUCACCAUAGCUCUGCACUCUUGGUCAGCGGCAUGGCUGUCUGGAGCAGUGGAAGUAUAAUACUGCGUCCCAGUUGAGUGACACAACUCUGUCUUCACCUUGAAUGAAGCUUCAAGACUUAAGAACAAUAUUUAUUUCCACUGAUUUCUGCACUGGCCUGUGAUGCGGAUUCCUAGUCGCAUGCCUCACCUACAGCAUCGUGUGCAUUGCUGUCAAAAUAAAAUAUAUUUUGUCUUGCA